AUGGCACAAGGCUGCACAUGGUGGGCGAGAUGCCCAGAGGUCAUUUGUCAGGUCGACCAUGGUGAACAGUUUCAUCACAAGAGCGAUGUUUCCAUGGAGUCUAGCUUGCAUGUGUUGCUCUUGCGUGACCCUCGUGACGUGGCCACUGCUCUGCGACACAAGAACUGCGCCAGUACAUACGAAUGUGCCAUCCAACGUAUCCGGGCUGUGUCCAAUUGGACAGAAGCUCGAUAUCGUGAGCAUUCAGAGUUGCCUGGGUCUUUUCUAUUGUUUUUUGAGGAUGUGGCUGUACACCCCGAGGAAACCCUACGUUCCCUCACAAGCUUUCUCGGCCUCGAGCUGUCCUUAAACGAUAAAGAAAUAGGAUCCUGGCGAACUGCCACACAGCAUGGGGUUAUUUGUCAGACGAGAUCUGCGUACCCGUCUUGGAUUGCCAGCUAUGUUAGCUCCGUGAUGGGAGAGGAGCUUUCCCUUCAUCUUUGGAACCAUUGGGCAUCCUGUAAUGCAACUUGGGCCCCGGAGCCGUGCCAUGGAAGGGCCGUGCUGGAGGUUCAUGAGGGCCUGCAUGGCGAUGUGUGCCGCUGGCCUGAAGGUUCCUUCACAUGUCCAGUCACGUGCAAAAAGUCGCAGGCCGAGUAUUGUGUUGGAGCAAAGCAGCAGCCAUGUCGAGCUGCAGCUAUUGCUGAUCAUUGGCGGGCAGGAUUUGUUCCAAAUCCACUGACACCUCGUGUGAUGCACACAUUCUAUGAGCAAAGUGCGCAUGACGACCGGGAGAAUGCCAGGCAACUUACCUUGGCAACUUGGGAGUAUCACUGGCGGCGAGCUGGCUGGCACACUCGCGUGCUGCGCCUUGAUGAUGCCAAGAAGUCCCCGUUCUACAAGCAGCUCCUCCUGAGAUUGAACCGUAUCCCACUUGGGCCAAAUCCAGCUUACGAGAAGAUGUGUUAUAUGCGCUACUUGGCCAUGUCUGAAGCUGGUGGCGGGUGGAUGAGUGACUAUGAUACAUUGCCCAUGCAGUUCCUCGCGAGCAGCGAUCUGAUGGACAACGGCCGGUUCACGGUGCUGCAAGGCCACGUUCCAGCACUUAUGUCUGGAAGCCAGGAGGAAUGGCGGCGCAUUUCUGUUCUGCUCACCGAAAGCGCCUUGUUGAUGACACGCCAGACACCCAUGCCAAGAUUGGUGUCGGACAUGCACGCCAUGGCAGGACUGGUCAACAAGUCAGGGCUCAAAAACAAAUCUCUGGAUGCAUUGAAUUCAAUCAAUGUGGUGGCGGACGCGCGUGACUACGUGCGGCACACGUCGGACUGCAUCGACUUCCGGUCCUUUAAUCUUGCCAUCCAUGUCUCCCACGCAUCGUUGACGGAAGGGCUUGGCCUGGCGAUGGCGAAGGUGGAGACGAAGCGUCCCGGCAUCAUGAACACGACAAUGGAACGCUUCUGGAAAUGCCACGAGAUGAACACC
Symbiodinium natans is the source of this 1461-nucleotide messenger RNA. NCBI's taxonomy places the organism in Eukaryota, Dinophyceae, Suessiales, Symbiodiniaceae. The record is from the annotation of a GenBank genome assembly.